UGGAGUAGGGCCUCCCACAUGCCAUGAUUGUGAGAUAUGUCAAGAAGGCAUUCUCAAUCAUACCAACUCACCCCAUUUCGUAUCAGGCAUCAACCAAGUGAGAGGAGCUCUGCAAAUAAACCAUUUUCAUCCAUCAUACACGCACCAAGUUAAGGGAGGAAGAAGAAAGGGAAAAGAGAAGAGAAAAGAGGAGUUUAGGUGGGAAAACUUGUGUUUAACAAGGUAUUCAAGGAACUUUCACGGAGUUGAAAAGGUCGCCGGAGUGGUCGUCGGAGUUCGUUGAAGUUCGUCGGAGUUUCGCCGGAGCUAAAUCGGGAAGGCUAGAACUUCAUAAGCUCCAUUAAGGACUGUGUCAAAGAAAUAAUUGCUGUUGCACAGAAGUUCAGCGAUGCUUUUGUGGAAUUCUCAAAACUUCCAACAACAAUUUCUAAAAGAUUUCCCAAUUCCGAUAUCUUGAAAAAUAUAUACUUGACAACAGCUGAUUACUUCUUCAGACAAGCUAAUGGCAGUGCCAAGGAAUCAGAAAAAGAGAGGUUGGCAGAAAAGUGCACUCUUGAUGAGAACGAUGAUUUUUUCAAUAUACCAGGAGUAAUGGAAGCCCUAGAUAGAUUAGAAAAAGCUGCUUAUCUGAAGUUCUCAAUGCCUUCAUUUGAUCUGGGCAUUGAGUUCAGCAUGACACAACCUUCUCAAAAUGAAAAAAAUUCAACAAAUGAGAAUCCAGAUGCUCAAAUGACUGAAGACCCAAUAAUGAAGAUUGCUAGAAACAUAGAAGAAGAAAACAACAAAGAUGAAAUGGUUGAGAUACUUGAAGGAGGAGUGAGGGAAGCAGAAUAUAGAAAUCAAGAGGAUGUUGUAACUGAAGAGCAAGAAAAUGUAGAAGAAGAAGUGAAGAUGACAGCACCUGUGGAAAAAAAGGCAGAAGCUGAAAAAUACAUCUAAGGCAGCUGAUACAGAAUGGAAAUUCAGGUCACCAUAUCUCAAACACAACCACAGGCUGUGCAAGGAGAUGAGGAAGGAAGAAAAAAUGGUGAUUGACUAUGCAUUUUCAAAGGAAGUUGUAAAGUAAGAUGUUCUUUAUUAUAUAUAUCAUUAUUCAGGUGAUUAUGCAAGAUGUAACUUCGGUUAUACUUUAUGCAAAAAGUGUAUAACAACUAUGUAACUCGUGUGA
Messenger RNA from Cuscuta europaea, 1168 nucleotides. Lineage: Eukaryota; Viridiplantae; Streptophyta; Magnoliopsida; Solanales; Convolvulaceae. The record is from the annotation of a GenBank genome assembly.